This is a messenger RNA of Myripristis murdjan (pinecone soldierfish), 708 nucleotides long. RefSeq names its product PROP paired-like homeobox 1 (gene prop1). Gene Ontology annotation, molecular function: RNA polymerase II transcription regulatory region sequence-specific DNA binding; DNA-binding transcription factor activity, RNA polymerase II-specific. The transcript has 4 exons. NCBI's taxonomy places the organism in Eukaryota, Metazoa, Chordata, Actinopteri, Holocentriformes, Holocentridae. Bases 1 to 708 code for a protein of 235 amino acids. Gene Ontology annotation, biological process: regulation of transcription by RNA polymerase II. The record is from RefSeq and is a predicted model, not a curated record.
AUGGCCCAGGUGAAGACAAGAGGGGCCCCCGUGAGGAGCGACUGUGCAGAGAUGUUCUCCGACGUGGCCGCUGUCAGCUCCAGUGCAGCUGAUAUCAGUGAGCUGGGCAGGAGAGGUUCAUUGUGUGAGACCUCCGGGGCCGCUGGCCUGGGCCGGCGCAGCAGGGCGUACCCCUCCCCGGCCCGCAGACGGCACCGCACCACCUUCAGCCACAAGCAGCUGGAGCAGCUGGAGAUGGCCUUCGGACAAAACCACUAUCCCGACAUCUACUACCGCGAGGAGCUGGCCCGCAUCACCAAGCUCAACGAGGCUCGCAUCCAGGUCUGGUUUCAGAACAGGAGGGCCAAGCAGCGGAAGCAGGAGCGGGCAUCCCACAAGGUGCUCCCGGUGGGCGUGGUGCCGAGCCACGGCCCGCUGCUGGGUGGCAUGUGCGUCCAGCCCGGCGUGGCUCGGCAGUUCUACCAACCGCCUCUGGCGCACAUCCCCCGCCUCUCUGCUGUGCUGCCCCCUGGUGGCUACUCUCACCACUCGGGCCCGGUCAGCCAGUGCCCCUGCCCCAGCGUCCCGCCACAGCCGGUGUCCCAGCGGCAGCAUGACGACUGGUACAGCCCGCUGAGGAGCAUGGGGGCGCCGCCCGCCAACCUGGGCUCACCCAUGUUCUCCUUGGCCUCGGUGCCGACUCUGGAUGCUGCCGCUCACUGGAGCUAG